Molecule: messenger RNA, 1957 nt
Organism: Pogoniulus pusillus (Red-fronted tinkerbird)
Lineage: Eukaryota; Metazoa; Chordata; Aves; Piciformes; Lybiidae
Gene: VWA1
Product: von Willebrand factor A domain containing 1
Exons: 7
Coding region: 133-1632 (499 amino acids)
Molecular function (GO): protein binding
Source: RefSeq, a predicted model, not a curated record
AGAAGGAAGGAAAAUUGCCUACAGGAGCCAGAGCUUACACCAGAGCCCAGCAGAACACACGUCCAGAAGCAGUCGGAUCUCAAGAGCCCAGCUUUUGGAUUUAAGGUAGUUUGUCCGGGACCAGGCUUUGCUAUGUUGGCUGAGACAGUUCUCUCUCUCGGUCUGUGGCUGCAGUUUGCUGCGGGACAGGACACACCUGCCAGAGGUCCUCAGCCAUCUGUUUCCAAUUCCGAAGGGGACCUCCUCUUCUUAUUGGACAGCUCUGGCAGCGUCUCCUACUAUGAGUUUUCCAGGGUCAAGGAAUUCAUGUGGGACCUUCUGCAACCUUUCACCUUUGGCCCCAAAGAUGUCCAGACCAGCAUCAUCCACAUCAGCACUACGCCCACCAUGGAGUUCCCUUUCGACCGGCACCAGUCUGCUGAGGCUCUGCGCCAAGCCCUCCGCGACACUCAGCAGCUCAUGGGUGACACCAACACAGGCAAAGCUCUCUCCUAUGCCAAGGAGAAGUUGUUCAGUGGUGAAGCUGGGGCCCGGCCAGAGGUGCCCAAGGUGCUGGUUUGGGUGACAGAUGGCUUCUCCACUGAUGACAUCUCGGAGCCCAUGCAGCUGCUGAAGGACAUGGGAGUGACAGUCUUCAUCGUCAGCACUGGACGGGGCAACUACCUGGAGCUCUCUGCUGCUGCCAGCCAGCCUCCUGAGAAGCACCUGCACUUUGUGGAUGUUGAUGACCUGCCCAUCAUCACCAAGGAGCUCCGAGAUGGCAUCCUAGGUGUCAUCCAAGCAAACCGGCUCCACGCAGUGGAUGUCACUUCCAGCAGCUUCAGGCUGGUGUGGCCACAACUUCUCUCCCUAGAAACCGACUACUACACCUUAGAAUAUGCCCCAAGGGAUGAUCUGGGCAAGAAGAGGACAAAGCAAGUGUCUGGGGCUCAUACCAGCCUCCUGCUAAGCAACCUUGCACCAGAAACUACUUACGAGGUGGCUCUCAUCCCUGAAUCCAACAUCCACUACUUCGCUCCUCAGACAACCAGGGUGACUACACUGGCAGAGGAGAUCAGCCCAGCUCAGGUCCUCAUCUCAGAGUCUGGACCACACAGCUUCCACGUCAGCUGGGCUCCUAUCCUGGACAGUGUGAACAGCUACCAGAUCCUCUAUGGCCCUCUCCCUGGGAACUCAGUGAAGCUGCUGGAGGUGGAUGGGAAGCACAACAGCUCUGUGGUGGACAAGCUGGCACCCAACACAACCUACUUGGUGACAGUGACUGCAGUCUACAAGUCAGGGAAGGAGAAAUCCCUGUCGGCCAAGGCAUGCACUCAGGAAGAGGGCUCCAAAGUGAGGCACCUUCGCUUUGAGGACAUGGGCCCCAACACCCUGAAAGCCUCCUGGGACUCUGCUGCUGGGGAGGUCCUUGGCUACAGAGUCAGAUGCCGGCGCCAAAGCGGCCCCUCCUCGCUGCUCAGCGUCUCGCCCCGGGUGCACAGUGUGCUGCUCACAGACCUGCCUGCAGGCACCACCAGCACCGUCUGUGUGAAGCCCAUCUACAGGAGCCAGGCAGGCAAGAGGCUGUGCCGCAUGGUGCACAUGCAGCCAGCUACAGAAGCCCAAGGAUAUAAGCACAGAGAGAGAGCAUGACAGGCUCUGGAGCGAAGCAGUCCCAUGCAGAGCAAGGAACCUUGCUUGGACAAAGACUUGAAGGGGCCAGGAGAGGAAACCAGACAGCUCACAGAUCAUUUCCCAGCCUGGUGGUCAAGCCUAAAAGCUGUCUUCAAGCCAGCUUCUCCCAAAGCUUAGAGGUCUGGCUGGGCUGGAACAACCAAUCCAACUAAUAGGUCCUAAAUCUGUACCCUUUUAUAUCAAAAUGCCUGGCAAAUAACAAGCCAAAGGCGAAGCAGUGCAGCCACACUCUUGCCUUGCUUCCUGCCUCUUCUCUAUUUAUUAAAUGUUGACACAGGUUUUA